CGAUGGAAAUGGGCGGACUGAACAGAUCAGAGCCGAGAACCCUUACCAUGUGCCACAAGAUGAAUAACUGCCAUUACUAUGGAGAACUUCAUAUAACUAUACUCGAUUGAGAGCCCGACAGUCCACGGCUCAAAGUUUGGCCAAUUGACGACGCUGAAGCUUUGAUUGAUUAGAAAUCGAGACCCUGAAAAUGUACCCACUAUGACGUCCCACUCUUCAUGUGGAUAUCUUCAAAAUACCCCGUUUAACCCUCAACAGCACAAUCCCGACUCACAAUUACUACCUACUAUUUUGUUAUCAAGGAGAAGUCAUCUCUCAAUAUGUCGCUGCAAGGACUUAAUGUGCUCAUUACUGGAGCUUCGAUGGGCAUUGGCGAGGCGAUUGCCAAUUCAGUAGCAGAACAGGGUGCCAAUUUGAUUCUGUUUGCACGGUCGGAAGACAAACUCCAAGCCCUCGCGAGCAGGAUCCAGGAACAACACCCAGGUGUCAAAAUCAUCAGCAAAGCAGUCGACAUCCAAUCUUACGAAGCAGUCGAGUCCGCGGUGAAAUCCAGUACCCAGGAGCUUAAUCAGAUCGACAUUCUCAUCAACAAUGCCGGCCUCGCCCUCGGCGCCCCCGCGCCCUUCCACGAGCUCAAAAUCGCCGACAUCCUCACCAUGAACAACACCAACAUCAACGGCUGGAUGUUCGUCACGCACGCCGUGCUGAACGCCUCCAUGAUCCCCCGCAAAGCCGGCACGAUCCUCAACAUCACCUCCGUCACGGGGCUGGAGGUCCCGCCCUUCUCCGGGGAGUGCGUCUACCACACCAACAAGGCCGCGCAGGAGGGGUUCACGAACGCACUCCGCAAUGAACUGAGUGGCACGAACAUCCGGGUGCUGGCGCUGCGGCCGGGGUGUGUGGCCACGAAUUUCCACUCGCUGCGCGUGGGGCAUGAUAAGGAGAUGUACGAUCAGUUUUUCGAGGGGUAUCAGCCUCUGGUGUCGGAGGAUAUUGCACGCGCAGCGGUGUUCAUGCUGCAGCAGCCGGUGAAUGCGUCGGUUAAGGCGCUGGAUAUUGUUCCGUCGGCUCAACGGUCGCUGAAUGUGUUUGACCGGGAGUGGGAUCAGAGGAAUGCUUGAUUCGGUAUGGGCAAGCCAUUAUCUAUACGGUCAGACGACCCAGAAUGAUGGAGCUCAAGCAAGCAGUAAAGAUGGC
This is a messenger RNA of Aspergillus fijiensis CBS 313.89, 1197 nucleotides long. RefSeq names its product SDR family oxidoreductase. Gene Ontology annotation, molecular function: oxidoreductase activity. The record is from RefSeq and is a predicted model, not a curated record. The transcript is spliced from 6 exons. Bases 321 to 1121 code for a protein of 266 amino acids. NCBI's taxonomy places the organism in Eukaryota, Fungi, Ascomycota, Eurotiomycetes, Eurotiales, Aspergillaceae. Gene Ontology annotation, cellular component: cytosol.